CGAAGUGGUGUUUUGCUUUUCCCCCCUUCAAUCCUACUUAUUUCUUACAAUAACUAAUGUAGGGCGGAAGCGAAUUACAGGACUCGAAGUAAAUAAGAGCGACGGUGGCGUUAAAUAUACUAAUUUCGUUGUAGAGUCAAUUUUGAUUAGAAGUGGAUUUAUAUGAGACAAUUCUCACAAUUUAGGUGCUUGAAAAAUGAUAAGUAGCAUACUAUUUGACUCGGACGCUGUCAUAAGAGUGUCGAUAAGUAUACUUACCGAUUACAUAGUUUUACUUCGUUCAAAUAUUGUCCUCCGGAUGUGUGCAGAUCAACAGCAAGGACUAUUUCGGAAUCAUGUUUCGUAUUCUGUUGUUCAGAAGUAGCCAGAACUAUUGUUUAGUUUGUGACUGCCUGUGUUAGAGUUCACUAGAUGUGUGGAGUGGUUUGCGCGUACAACUUAGACUGUUUUAAUUAGCUUAGACUUUAUAAUUGAUAGCUAUUCAGCAACCUCCGGAUUGAAGAAAAUUGUAAAGAAACAAUUCCGAAAGGAAUUUUUACCGAAAUCUGAGUAUAUUUUUGAGUUUUAAGGGGUUAACUUGAUUGAUACAUUUAUUUAUUCGCAUCUUGAGGUAAAAUAUUACGUAAUAGUAAGUGGAUCUCGGGAAUAAAGUGUUUGAAGCCUAAUAUGGUGGUAAUUUUCCAGUUGAAUGCCCACUUAAAAAGUGUACAGAUAAUAGACACAGACUAGCUAGUCGGCAAUCCGUUGGUGAAUCGUCUUCUUGAACUUGUAUCAUAUAAUGUAAUGACUAUAAUUUUAAUUCCUCUCCAGUGUCCUCAGUUGUAUUGCCUUUUUAUCAAGACGGCUUAUUCAGUGUGUAACCUCCGUCUUAAUAAUGUCAAAUCACACAUUUUCCAGAGAAUUACAUCACAAGAGAAUUAACACCACUGUACUCUUGGAUUUAGAGGAUUUCCUUUCUGUGCUGCUGCAGCUGUCACCGCAUCCUUCAACUACUCAGUUACUAUCAUUACUGGAUAGUAAAAGGUGCAACUGACCUUCGUUAAUGCCUUUCCAGUGGAGAUGAGUUGCUACUUUUAGGUAGUAGGCUAGGACUCGGUUUGAGCUAUUGUCAUCAAAGUGGAGGAUUGAACGUUCAAACUUCAUCCACAGAAUCAUCGGCUUAGGUGCAGUAGACGUCGUUAAUUAUCAAUUGGAUAAAAGUGCAUGUGCGUCCGUGUUUCUCUUACACCGAACAAUUUCCCUACUUUUUAUGAAGUGAAAUUGCUAAAAGUCUGUAUUAUCCUUAUGGAAAUGUGGUUCUUACUUGUUAACUGGUAUUUCAGUUAUUCUAAACAAAAAACACGUAAUCGUUACUCCUAGAAGCUCCUGCAGAUAAACAGUCAGGUCCUAUUAUUUUAACUAGAUUUAAGUUUUAAAGCAACCUUAGUAGAAAUAAAAGCUCUGAUACUGACAUUUCAUCCGAUUCGGAGUUAAUUAUAUUUGUUCCAGAAUUGUGCUCUGUGAUAUCCUAAAUACACGUCUUAAGACUUUAUUCUCAACAGACCUGGUCUUUCGGUUUGGUUUUAGCUACCAAUCUAAAUAAUUACCAAAAUUCUAAUGUUACAUGAUAUAUAUAUAUAUAUAUAUCCAAAUACUUUUCGUAAUUGUUUUGGUAUUUUGGUACUGGCCAAGUUGAGUUUUUGAAAAGAAUUCGCAUAAUAAAAAUGAGCCCAUUAUCUUGCUACAUUUAUUGUUUUUACCGUGUUCAACUGUCUUCAUAGAUUUAUGUUAAUAUUGUCAUUAUCAUUUUACAAUAUUUUUAUUUCAAUACUGCAAACUUCUUAUUUUCCUUUCUUCCUUAAAUUCCAGACUUAUGAAUGGAAAAACAACCGUCCCUUGAAUUGUUUUCUGUUGUAGAGCUAGAGGAUUUGCUAUUAAGGCAGAUGAAUUUGCAUAAAAGCCUUUUUUCGAAGUUACCUGAUUCCGGUGAAAAAUUACAAAAGUCUAUUCAAAAGAUUCAGUCUGUUUUAACCGAGAAAAAGAACUUUGCUCUAAAAACUGUUGAAAAACUUACAGCAUCAAAUAUUCAAGGAGGUAUCACCCGCAAACUAUCAAACUGUGUAUCAAAAAUCGAAGAAAAUAACUCAACAAAUGAUAUUGAUGAAGAUGUAGCUGUUGAUUCAGUUGAUGUUCUAUCCAACGAUCUGGCUAAAAUAUCCGUCAGUUUAUCUAGUUGUGAUGUCACUGAUUCAUAUUCGAAUAAUACGUAUGACUCUGUGCCGUGUAUGUCAUUUGAAGAAUAUGCCGUUAUCAGAAAAUCAUUGAAUCUUCCUUGCUCAUAUAUGUUGAACACAUUUCGAUGGUUUACGUUUGCCAUUCGAUUUGUAGGAGAUUUGGUAUAUCUGUCCGUAGUCGACUGUAGGAAUCCGAACAGAAGUCUUCUACGUGUUGGCCUCUUCAAAACAUGGUUUCCUGGCAUGGAUUCAUCAAAUACAAAAUCCAAACCCAUCAUCGGUAAUGCACAAAUGAAGAAGAUGACACUUUAUCAGCCAACUCAAGCAUUACACGAUUUAUGGUUAUUUUUAACAACAAAACCCAGUCAAAAUAGAACAGUAUCAUCGUCAUUGGAUAAUGAAGUGUGUUGCCUUGCUUGUUAUCCAUUCGACAAUAAUAUCAACACUCCAAAUGAUAUAUCAUACCUUAGUCGAUUGAUACGUUCUACACGUCAUUCAAGUAUAGUUCGUUCAAUUCAACCAUAUGAUUGUUACUUUACUAAUGCUCAAUGCGCUUUAAUGUCAAUUGUCUCUUGUUCGGAUAACAGUAAUACUACUGAUAAAAUUGUCAAUUUUAUAAAUGAUAUGAAAAAACGAAAUUAUGAUUACGAAUGUUUAACUACUACUACUACUACUACUAAUAAUAAUAAUAAUAAUAAUAAUAAUAAUAAUAAUAAUAAUAGUAAUGCUACCAAUGAUGGAAAAGCGACUUUCGAUGUAGGUCAACAUCUUAUUGAUGAGUGUUGUAAACUAUGUGAAUUCUUAUUUACUCAAGUAACCAGUGAUGAUAAUGUUAGCAGCACAGAUGGCGAUGUCCAACUACGUUAUUUUAGAAAUCCAAUGGAAUAUUUAAAGUUAUCUAAAGUUAAAACAAUGAUGUGGAUGGAGGCUCCUAUGGAGUUAUAUCUCUUGCGAAAGCUCAAAACUGCUUGUAGUAUAAUGACGAAAAAAUCCACUUCAACUACAGAAAACAAUAUAUCCAAUAACUUGAAUAAAGUGCCUGAUGAAAUUUUGCGUCGAUUAGCUCUUGUUGGUUUGGGUCGGACACGUUUAACUCGUUUAGCUGGUCUAGGCGGUUGGAAAGGAUUUGCAGGAUUCUUAGCUUACCGUUCACAAGAUACUUCAACUGAUAAUGAUUUUAACGGGAAAGCUUUUGUGACUGAUGAUUUAGAGGUGAUACAGUCAUUGUACAGUUAUUUUAGAAAUAUUUACAUGCACCUUGAUCGUCAUGAAAAAUGUUAUUUAGAAGAUAACAAAAGUAAUUGUAAAGAAGAGAAAUCAUUAUUCAAAGAAGCUAUACCCAGUAGAAAAAUAUACAAUCCAUUACUAUUAUCAAAUAUAGAUUAUUUUGAUGAUAUUAAAAUUCAUCUUACUGGUAAUAAUAUGACUAAUAAUCAAGAAAAUUAUAGUAAUAAUAAUAAUAAACAGUCUGUUGUAUGGAGUGAAAAACUUCAAGCAUGGACAGCUUCUGGUAAUCAGUUAUUCGAUCCACACGGUCAACGUCAACUCUGUCGACUUAGUAUGCAACAGUCAAUGGAUUUAAUGAAAAAAGUUCAGUUAAACUAUGAAAAUUCUCGAAUCAAAUACAAAUUACCAUCCUUACCUACCAUGCCACCAGAACCAACCAAAUUGAACCGUUAUCGUGAUCCAUCAGUAAUGUUAAUAAAAGAAGUAGAGGAUUCGUCGUCGUCCUCUUCCUCCUCCUCGUCCUCCACAUCAUCAGAUGCAGAAAGUUCAGAUUCAGACAAUGAAUCACUUCAUCUUGAAGAUGUUGACUGA
Molecule: messenger RNA, 4031 nt
Organism: Trichobilharzia regenti
Lineage: Eukaryota; Metazoa; Platyhelminthes; Trematoda; Strigeidida; Schistosomatidae
Source: the annotation of a GenBank genome assembly